Molecule: messenger RNA, 845 nt
Organism: Rhagoletis zephyria (snowberry fruit fly)
Lineage: Eukaryota; Metazoa; Arthropoda; Insecta; Diptera; Tephritidae
Gene: Sld5
Product: DNA replication complex GINS protein Sld5
Biological process (GO): double-strand break repair via break-induced replication; DNA-templated DNA replication
Cellular component (GO): GINS complex
Source: RefSeq, a predicted model, not a curated record
AAUUGUGGCCACCGGCACUUCGAUAGUGCAAAAAAUAAAACCAUCCGAUACUAUCGAUACUACCAUCGAUAGUUUUACAGCUGUAAAUCCUAUCGCAAAUUGAAUUAGGGAAUAAUAAUGUCCGACGACGAUACCAUUCAUCCCUUAAGCGAUUCUGAACAUAUUGCAGAUUUUGACGACCACGUAGAUGAGGAAGAGUUAAUAACUGCACAAAAGGUACUAGAAAUUGUAGAAACCGCAUGGCAAAAUGAAUUAUGUGCACCAGAAAUUCUUCAACACCAAACCGACAUGAUGGAGCUGAUGCUCGGUCAAGUCGCACACAUGGAGGAAAAUAUGAAGGAUUUAGAUAAGAACGAUUUUCGUUUCAUUGUGCAUCAAAUGGAAUUAGAACGCAUACGCUAUGUGAUGGCCAGUUACCUACGUUGUCGAUUGCAAAAGAUAGAAACUUACACGCGACAUAUAAUAAAUGAGGAAGAGGCGCGAGAUGUGUCUGAAAAAAGAUUAUCGCCGGAAGAGGCCAAAUACGCGCAAGAGUAUGCCGAAAAUGUGGAGCAAUACUUCCAGCAAGUGGCGUUGCAGUACAUGCCCAAUAUGCAGCGUUCAGAGGCGGAUCAACGAAUAGUUCGUCCAAACCUAAUGAGUCAUGUUUUCAUCAAAGCGAAUGUGGCGGUGCCUGCUGUUGUGGUUGGCGUCGAUGACGAGGAGGUGGAUCUAACUGCUGGCUCGCAGCACAUAAUACCCUACCAACUGGUAUCCGAUUUAAUUCAUAAAAAUCAAGCGCAGCUAAUUUAGAAGUAGUGUCUACCUGUAAUAGAUAGCAUAAGUACAAGUAUAGAUGAUUUAAA